Penicillium arizonense is the source of this 759-nucleotide messenger RNA. RefSeq names its product putative allergen. Gene Ontology annotation, molecular function: IgE binding. Bases 1 to 759 code for a protein of 252 amino acids. Lineage: Eukaryota; Fungi; Ascomycota; Eurotiomycetes; Eurotiales; Aspergillaceae. Gene Ontology annotation, cellular component: extracellular region. The transcript has a single exon. The record is from RefSeq and is a predicted model, not a curated record.
AUGCAGCUCUCCAAGUCUUUCAUGCUCCUUGCAGCCCUCGCCACGAGCACCCUCGCCCGCCCAACCACUCUCGAGCGCCGUCAGGCAACUGGAACCUCCGGCGGCGAUUGGACUUCCACCCCCUCCAGCGGCAGCUACUCGACCUCUGGCUUCGGUAGCUCAACCGCCUCCUCCGGCAGCGGCGUGACCUACGCCGGAAACGUUGGCAACCCCUACGGCAGCAACAUCAUCCAAGUGUCAUCCUCGGACGCCAGCCAGUACAAGUACGUGGCGCAAUUCCAGGGCUCCAACACCGAAGACUGGACUGUCGCCAUCUUCAACAAGAUCGGGCCGGAUGGCCAGAUGACCGGCUGGUACGGCAACGCCUGCCAGACCUUCACUCUCGCCCCCGGUGAGACAAAGUACGUUGCCUUCGAUGACGACUCGCAGGGUGGCUGGGCUGCCGCAUCUGGUACCACUAUCCCCACCGACGGUGCCGGUGGCUACGCCUCCACCUGGGGUGAGUUCGACUUUGGUUCUACUGCCAACAACGACUGGUCUGGCUUUGAUGUUUCCGCUAUUGCGGCUCAGAACGCUGGUCUCACCGUUAAUGGCAUGAAGAUCUGUGAUGUGCUCGGUGGCACCUGCUCUUCUAUUUCUCCCAAUGCUGCUGUCGUUGACAAUGCUUAUACCUCUGCCGAGACUAACGUCGGUGGUAUUGGUGGUAACAUCUCUGGCGGCGCUGUUCGGUUGGCUGUUACUAUUGACUACAGCGGCUAA